CCUUGAGGCCGGGUCAUUUGGAUGUACAGAGUGGCGCCAUGUGGAGAAACCUCAAUGCUAUUGUGUACUUUUCGUGGGCUAUACAAACAUCUGGUUGUCGUCAUAUUUAGCAGACUGUCUGUAUUCAGUAAAAGAUCUCCCAAUCAGACUUUCAUAUGUACUACUUGCUUCAGUCACAAAGAUGAAGUUAAUCCUUUCCAGCGUUGUGAAUGGUUGUCGCUAUGGUAAAUUGAUUGAAGUAGGACGAAAUGGCAGUAAAAGUGUAGACAUUCCUGGCUGCCUGCUUUAUACCCGGACAGGCAGUGUUCCACAUCUUACCCAUGAUACACUCAGCCUUAUAGAAGGAGUUCCUGAACCUGUGCACCUGACAUUAUCAACAGUUGCUGAGCACCAUGAAGUUCUGGAGGAGUACAAAGAAGGAAUUGGAAAAUUCAUAGGUAUGCCAGAGUCAAUUCUGUACUGUUCUUUGCAUGACCCAGCUAGUCCAUGCCCAUCAGGAUACAACACAAACAAAACUGUAUCGGUUUGGGGUGGAGGUGGACGAAUUGAAAUAACUUUGUCAAAGUUUAUGGCAAUGCAACAAGCCUUCAAACCUGACUGGUACCAAAGUAUGGCAGACGGAGAGCCUCUUCCUCCAGGAGCAUCAAGGAAAAGGGUAAAGAAAUCAGUGGAUCGUACUCUUGGCUUCUUGGAUGGUUGCCUCAAAGAGCACCAGAAUUCAGAGGUGCUGAAGAACAGUGAGAUUCUUGGUGUAAUAGAAGGAGGAGACAUUCUUGAAGAAAGACUGAGGUCCGUUAGAGAAACUAUAAAGCGGCCAGUUGGAGGUUUCCUUUUAGAUGGUUUUCAGGGAGAGGAUAUGCCUGAUGACCCAAAAUUGAACUUAAUCGCUUCAGUCACAGGAGAGCUGCCUGAAGACAAACCUAGGUUGAUCCAUGGAAUUGGAAAGCCAGAUGAAGUGCUGGAGUGUGUAUCAAGAGGAGUGGAUUUAUUUGAAGGUUUCUUUCCCUAUGUAAUGACUGAGCAAGGAAGAGCUCUGACAUUCAAAUUUAAAUACAAGGUGGACCCAGAAGCAGAAGCAGAACAAAAGAAUCUUGUUGGUCCCCUACAUCAGGUACAAGACCAACAACUUAUAUCUGCUUACAACACAAUGACCAUUGAACAAUGUGAAGGGAAUCACAUCUAUUCAAUACUGGAACGAACUGGCUGUGGGGACAACGAAACAAGUAAUAAAGCUUCAAACGAAGGGGGCAAGACAGUUCCUUUUACGAUCGAUUUGAAAAGUGAACAGUACCGUGCAGAUUUCAGGCCUUUGUUAGAGGACUGUUCCUGCUACUGCUGUAAAAACCAUACGCGUGCCUACCUCUAUCAUCUUCUCACAACAAAUGAGCUACUGGCUGGAGUUCUUCUCAUGAUUCAUAACCAGCAUCACUACUUUGGUUUCUUCCAGUCCAUUCGUGAUGCUGUGAGAGAUGACAAGAUGCAUCAACUUAAGGAACUCAUUAUAAAACAGAAGUUACAACAGUGACAUGUUUAAUAUAUGAUUAACAAGGGAAGAAAUGGGUAACCAAUGUAUAAGGAUUUCAAAGCAGACAGACAUUACAAUGAGUUAUUUGGAUUUAGUGUCAGUUGGUUAUUUUGACAUUUGAGGACACUAAUUGUAAACUGAAUACUCAGCCUCCCCAUCUCCUCCAUGUUAUGUAUCGUUCACAUUACAUUAAUGUAUAACAGUUAAAAUUGCGCACACCAUUUGAAAGCCAUGCUUUGACUCAUUAAUUCUUUGACUGGUGAGUGCAGAUUAUUUUUAAGAAAAUGUUUUACAUGAAAUGUAUUUGUGUACAAAAAGGCUAGUAACAUGUUUGACUUGGCAGAAAACAUGUCUGAUGUGGUGAUUGUUUGUAAUUAAAUGACUACUCCAACAAAUUUGUUGAAAUGGCUUAUUUGCCUUUUUUUUCACCUUUUAGGUUUGAGCAUUUGUCUAAUUGUGAUUAAAAUAUGGCCAAGACGUCCUGAAAUUAUUUGACAAAACUUCAUUCUUUCAAUGAAUUCCUACACGCACUGUUUUAGAGUUUACAUUUUGUUGGUUGAAUAUACAAUGUUUGCACCAACAAGCAUUUUUUAAUUUUUAUAGACACUGAUGUAUAAUUCUUGGGGCAGGAAGCAUUGUUGGAGGUUGGAAUAAUUAAAUUUGCAGCCAUUGGUUCUGAGAAAUUAAGAUUAGAUUAGAUUACUUACAGUGUGGAAACAGGCCCUUCGGCCCAACAAGUCCACACCGACCCGCCGAAGCGCAACCCACCCAUACCCCUACAUUUACCCCUUACCUAACACUACAGGCAAUUUAGCAUGGCCAAUUCACCUGACCCGCACAUCUUUGGACUGUGGGAGGAAACCCACGCAGACACGGGGAGAACGUGCAAACUCCACACAGUCAGUCGCCUGAGUCGGGAAUUGAACCCGGGUCUCAGGCGCUGUGAGGCAGCAGUGCUAACCACUGUCCCACUGUGCCGCCCACAUUAAGGGCAGGGUCCGCCCAUGUGUCAUCAAGUGAUAUGUGAGGAUCAAUGGGAAAGCAAGUCAUUCUGUCCUAAACAGGCAAACGUUGCUUUUAUGAAGCAAACCAGGAUUCAAUGUCAGUUACAGGAUCCCCAUUAUUAAUUCCACUAGCUUUACACAUAUUGAAUCAGGACGUGAACAAUCUAACCAGUGAUUUUUAAAGUGGUUGCUGAAGGUUACUCAAAAAACCUUCAGCAAUUUUUUUUUCCCAAUUACAAUUUCAUAAAACUGAAAGGAAUCAGUGCCCUCUGCCUGGUUCACACAACUAUUGUGACUCUGCUGGUCAGAAUUCCUGCUAUUGUUUCCCCUUUUUGGUAAGAAAUUAGGUAGGAGUUUUGUGUGAAUGUGUCAAAUCUUUCCUCCAGUGUCUUUUAGUGUCUUGGUUUAGUAAAUUUUGUAUAAAUAAUAUUCUACAGAACUUUGAUAGUUUGCAGAAAUAACUCACUCUACUAUGUACCAGUUUAAAUCCAUUACACUUCAAUCUUUCUUUGAUAAUUAUUUUAAAAAUUAAGUUUGUAUGAAGCAAAAGGAACCCAUUUUAUUUAUGAGACAAAAUUGUUUGCUAGUAUGUUAGACUGGAUAUGUGUAAGUUUCUUUGCAAUUUAAAAGCAUUUCUCAAUUUGAAAGCUGUAGCGCUGUAUUUUUAUUAAAGCAAAUAUGUUUUGUCUUCUGAA
Hemiscyllium ocellatum (epaulette shark) is the source of this 3224-nucleotide messenger RNA. RefSeq names its product queuine tRNA-ribosyltransferase accessory subunit 2 (gene qtrt2). Gene Ontology annotation, molecular function: tRNA-guanosine(34) queuine transglycosylase activity. The record is from RefSeq and is a predicted model, not a curated record. The transcript is spliced from 10 exons. Bases 182 to 1525 code for a protein of 447 amino acids. NCBI's taxonomy places the organism in Eukaryota, Metazoa, Chordata, Chondrichthyes, Orectolobiformes, Hemiscylliidae.